Messenger RNA from Cygnus atratus (black swan), 5123 nucleotides. It is a transcript of the gene TYRO3, whose product is annotated as TYRO3 protein tyrosine kinase. The coding region runs from base 422 to 3043 and encodes 873 amino acids. Gene Ontology annotation, molecular function: transmembrane receptor protein tyrosine kinase activity; protein binding; ATP binding. The transcript has 20 exons. Gene Ontology annotation, cellular component: signaling receptor complex. Lineage: Eukaryota; Metazoa; Chordata; Aves; Anseriformes; Anatidae. The record is from RefSeq and is a predicted model, not a curated record. Gene Ontology annotation, biological process: multicellular organism development; cell migration; phagocytosis.
GAUCCGGUCAGCCCGGGGGAAAGCCGGGCACGGUGCGUUCCCCAGCCGCGUUUCCGAGCCGCGUUUCCCACGUUUGAGCCCCCCGGGAGGCUGCGGAGGCCGGGCAGCCUGCAGCGGGCGGCCAGGCCGGCGUCUGAAGGAGCCCGAGGAGCGGCAAGGCUUCCCGCAGCUCCCUCUGCCCCCGCUCCAGAAAUAACUUCACGGGACCGCACUUCUGCGCCCGGCGCUCAAAGCGUUGCGGGGUGGCAGGAGCGAGAAGGCGAAACAAAGCGAUCCGCUGCGUACCGUGACGAGCGGUGCGUUCUGCUGCUGUCAGUUCUGUCUGACAAGUGGCUGAUAAGAAACGCGAUGUAAUUGUAUUUCCGAGCAGCCGGCUGUACGUCUCGGCUCCUGUGGCUGCUCCAGUAUUUUUCUUUUAGGUAUGAAAUUUACAGGAUCUCCAAUCAAAUUAAAGGUGUCCCAGGGUCAACCCGUCAAACUAAAUUGCAGCCUCGAGGGAAUGGAAGAUCCCGAGAUGUUGUGGAUCAAGGACGGAGCAGUGGUGCAAAGCGUAGACCAGGUGUACAUUCCAGUAGAUGAAGAGCACUGGAUCGGCUUCCUCAGCUUGAAAUCCGUCGAGCGGACAGAUUCUGGGAAGUACUGGUGCCAGGUUGAGAACGGGGGGAAGAAGGAAGAAUCACAGCAAGUGUGGCUCAUAGUGGAAGGUGUACCCUACUUUACUGUGGAACCUGAGGAUGUAUCCGUGUCCCCUAAUGCCCCAUUUCAUAUGGCCUGUGCUGCUGUUGGUCCCCCUGAACCAGUGACAAUUGUCUGGUGGAUGGGAGACUCUAGAGUGGGGCUUCCAGACAUCUCCCCCUCCAUCCUAAAUGUGUCAGGUAUUAAUCAAAGCACAGUGUUCUCCUGCGAAGCUCACAACGUAAAGGGAUUGUCUUCAUCUCGGACAGCCACUGUUCAAAUUAAAGAAACUCGUUCAAAACAAAUAAUCCCUAGCCCUUGCAUGGGCAGCUGCCGUUUGGAGUCCCUAAGCUGCUGCCACAGUUCCUCUGUACAUCCAGCCAUGCCUCUCCCGCCUCUCAAUGUGACUGUGAGCCAAGUCACCAGCAGCAAUGCCAGCGUGGUCUGGGUGCCAGGGUUUGAUGGCCGCGCUCCUCUCCACUCUUGCACUCUUCAGGUAGCUGAGUCACCAGAUGGCCAGGAGGUCUCCACUGAAGUUGCCCCCGUGCCUCCCUUUGCCUAUGGUGUGCAGGGUCUGAAGCACUCCACCAACUACAGCGUUCGUGUGCAGUGCAGCAAUGAGAUGGGCAGCUCUCCUUUCACAGACAGGGUUUACUUCCAGACCCUGGAGCUUGCUCCAAGCAGCACCCCACAAAAUAUCCAUGUUAUCCAAAGAGAUCCUGGUUUGGUUUUGGAGUGGGAAGGUGUGGCUCCAGAUGUGCUAAAAGAAAAUGUCUUGGGAUACAGGCUGGAGUGGAUUCAGGAUAACAUUACUCAGGGGGAGAUGAUCGUGCAGGACACAAAAGCGAACCUCACAACAUGGAACCCUCUCAAAGACCUGAUCAUCAGGGUGUGCGUGCUGAACUCUGCCGGCUGCGGGCCAUGGAGUGACUUCUUCCUGCUGGAAGCCCAGGAGGUCAUGGGUGGGCAGAGACAACCUCCUUAUGGGACAUCCUGGGUUCCUGUGGCAUUGGGCAUUCUCACAGCUCUGGUCACAGCUGUUGCCUUGGCUCUUAUUCUGCUUCGAAAAAGAAGGAAGGAAACACGGUUUGGCCAUGCCUUUGGCAGUGUGGUUGGCAGAGGGGAUCCAGCAGUCCAUUUCAGAGCUGCCAGGUCUUUCAACAGGGAGGGCCCAGAGCUCAUUGAAGCAACGUUGGAGAGUGUGGGGAUCAGUGAUGAGCUGAAGACAAAACUCAAAGAUGUCCUAAUCCAGGAACAGCAGUUCACCUUGGGAAGGAUGUUAGGCAAGGGGGAAUUUGGGUCGGUUCGAGAGGCACUACUGAAGCUAGAUGAUGGCUCUUUCCAGAAAGUGGCAGUGAAGAUGCUAAAAGCGGACAUCUUCACCUCAACUGACAUUGAGGAGUUCCUGCGAGAGGCCGCGUGCAUGAAGGAGUUUGACCACCCGCAUGUCACCAAACUGAUUGGAGUCAGUCUACGGAGCCGUCCCAAGGGCCGUCUCCCAAUUCCCAUGGUGAUCCUGCCCUUCAUGAAGCAUGGAGACCUUCAUGCUUUUCUGCUGAUGUCACGGAUUGGGGAAAACCCUUUUAACUUGCCCGUUCAGACGCUCCUCAAGUUCAUGAUUGACAUUGCCAGCGGGAUGGAGUACUUGAGCUCAAAAAAUUUCAUACACAGGGACCUUGCAGCUCGGAACUGCAUGUUGGAUGAGAACAUGAAUGUGAGUGUUGCAGACUUCGGGCUUUCUAAGAAAAUCUACAGUGGAGACUACUACCGUCAGGGCUGUGCUUCCAAGCUGCCAGUGAAGUGGCUUGCUCUGGAAAGUCUGGCAGAUAAUCUGUACACAACACACAGUGAUGUGUGGGCGUUUGGGGUGACCAUGUGGGAGAUUGUGACCCGAGGGCAAACCCCUUAUGCUGGCAUUGAGAACGCAGAAAUCUACAACUACCUCAUCAGUGGGAACAGGCUGAAGCAGCCGCCGGAGUGCCUGGAAGAUGUGUACGAUCUCAUGUGCAGAUGUUGGCAUUCUGAGCCCAAGCUACGCCCGAGCUUCGCAAUGCUCCGGUCCCAGCUGGAAAUGAUUCGGGGGAGGAUGUCCACGCUCUCUUCCAGUCAAGACCCUCUUUAUGUCAACAUAGGGAAGGACAAAGAGGCGUCCGGCAGUGACCCUGCCCUGCACGCCUCCUUUGGAAACACGGACGGUGAUGAGACCGUUGCUGGGGCAGCUGCUGCUGUCACGAGUGACUAUCGCUACAUCAUGAGCCCCUUGUGCCUUGGAGAUGAUGCCGAGGCUGCAAGGCAUCCAGAUGGGCAGGAAGGGGAGGACAAAAGCCUUCUGUAUGAGCUGGAGACAGAAGGAGAGAAAAGUUGUUAGUCUGUACAUAGCAGUGACACUCUGCUUCCCUGGGACGGGAUGCGUGCAGCCAUGGUGCCGUGUCGCUUGGGGCUCCGAUGCCGGAUCUGGAAUGGCUUUGAACAACGCCGGCUGGAGCUCGUGGGCAGCUGUGGCAGCUUUCACCAGCUGCAUGGGCUGCAGGUGUGGACAGCUUGGAUGGACCACAACCCUGACACCCCCUUGGAUUUGGGAAGGGGGGGCGGUAGGGUGGGGGGUUGAUCACCUCCCGCUGAAAGAAGGUCAAAGCCAAGGUGGACAGUCAGAGUCUGUGCUCUGGUCCUUCUCACUGACAGCUGGAGCAGAGCUGAAUGCACCCUCUGUGUUCAGUCAGCGCUCGCUCUCGUGUAGAUGUUGUCUUCGGUACUGGCUGCAUGACUUGGGACUGGUACCUCUGAAAACACUAGUGGGUAUUUACGUUGUCAUUCAGGACACCAGGGAAAUUCCCCUCGUGUUCACUCAGCAGUGCUGCCUAGACAUGUUGCCUACCUCAGUGGUUCUCAAUCUGCAGAUCUCCUUUCACCCAGCAUUGAAUUUGAACAUCUGGUACGCUUCAUGCGGUGACACUUGCUGCUCCUUCAGCCCAGGGCUCUUAGGAGAUUCAGAUGUUUCAAUGAGUGGUGAAAUUAGAAAAAAAAAUAAUGAAAAUCCAGCAUCCCUCUUCACCCCACACACCUCUUUUGUAUUUUUUUUCUUCUGUUUGGCAUCAGCUCAGGUCUGACCAGACUUGCAGCUGUCAUUCAAGUGGGAAGGAGGGUGAGCAGCUGGAGCAGGUGAGGACAGGAUCUACUUUCAAAGGGGUUGAGAGGAAACUGUAGGGAGGACUUGCCAGCAGUAAGGGGAAGCAGUGCUAAUUAAUGCUAAGCUCUGUCCUCCAGGAGAGGAAGGAGACUGCUUAGAUGCAGAGUGGCAGCCUUGCAUCAGUUUCACCAGGAGCAGGAUUCAGUAUUUGAUUUAGAAUGGGUUUUCUUUAAUCUUUCUCUUUAACCACCCAAUGACUUUUUCCAAUAACCCAGUGCUGUAGCUGCUGUGGUGAAGGUAUGAAAUCAAUUUGGGGAAGGUGUGCGUGUGUGUUGGGGGUAAGAACAGGGAGAUCUCAUUCUAAAGAGAGAGAAUCAUCAUCACAAAAAAAGCUUGAGAACCACUGGCCAUUCUGUUUAGGAGGUCUUCUGGCAUGCUGUAAAAGCCACAUCAGAUCAUAGACCUGUAUCACUGCAGCCUUUCAGACAGGGCAGAAUUAACGGUUUUGCUCUUUGGAUUUUGUUUUGUUUUUCAAUCAGCAUGUCUGACUCACUGUAACUGCAAGCGCUUUUGUGGUUUUUAAUAAUUUAAUAUUUUAAUGUAAAAUCAGCAUUUGCUUUGUGCAGUGGUUCCCAGCAAGGAAGUGCAGUUACAUCUUACUCUAAUUAUCCUAAAUAUUUUCUAGAUCUUGAUUUCUUUUAUUUCCAAUGCGCUGAAAACUCGGCAGAACCACAAGACUUAGGAUUCCUCAUUGCUCUUCCUCGGAAACCAAAUACCACCACUGUCAUCACUUGCCAAGUUGGCCAAGGUGGGACCAAUGAGUCGAGUUAGACUGCAAGGCUCAGUGUUGCGACACCCCGCCGUUCAAUGCCCAGUUCUCGGCUAUGGCAAGCUUAGGGGCUCGCUACAAAGUCUGGGUCCAGUUUCAUCCCUUGUGGAGGGCACUUUGUAAGGGAGGGAAAUUUCAGUCUGGGGCUUGGGCAUGGGUCCUUUCUGUGAGGUUUCCUACCACAAUGCAGCCUACAGCUGUCUCCAGAAGCUCCGUACAGUUCCUCGGUCACAGAUAGGAACUGCACAACCUUACAACCCAGGCACUACAGGGGUUUCUCUUCAUUUAGGUGGAACGCUGUAAAUGCAGGUGAGAAGAUAACACCUAACAAAGGGUAACAGACGUGCGCAGUGCACAUGUUGGCUGAGGGCAGAAGGCUAUGCUCCCUGCAGCUGCCUGGGAAGCGCAGAUGUACAUAUAGACUCUAACUUUGGGAAGCAUGUCAUUAGUUUUUAUGCAUUUUUUUAAUAAUAAAAUACGUACGGUGUCUGA